AUGGCAGCAACCUCCAACGUUUGUGUGAGCUUGAAGCUCCUAAUAGACACUAAGAGCCACACAAUUUUGUUUGCUGAAGUGAGCAAAGAAGUUGUUGAUUUUUUCUUCUCUUUGCUGUCUUUGCAUGUUGGAACUGUCAUUAGGCUCCUCUCUGGGGAUGGCAUGGUUGGUUGCUUAGGCAAGCUCUACGCAAGCCUUGAAAAUCUUAGCUACACAUACUUGCAACCUAAUCUCAACAAGAACACCCUGCUCAGGCCCAAGUCAGCUGUUGCUGGAGCUAAUAUCUUCCAUUUGUUGACCAACAAUAAAUCUGAUUCAGAAGCUAAGAAAUUUUACUACUGUGAUUGCAAUCACCCAUCAUCCUCUUCCCAUUCGUACCAUGUGACCGAAAACAGCAGCACGCGGUAUGUGUCGGAUGACGUUGGAGCCCUUUGUCCAAAAUGCGGAAGAACAAUGUCCAAGCAGAUGACUUACGUUGCUCCACCAACAGCAACGUCUACACGAGAUACAAUUUUGUCAAGCGAGGGAGGGUAUGUGAAAGGUGUUGUUACAUAUAUGAUCAUGGAUGAUUUGGAAGUGCAGCCUAUGUCUACCAUUUCAAGCAUUGCCAUGCUUAACAAGUUCAAUGUGAAGGAUGUUGGAGCCCUUGAAGAGAGGGUGGUUCAGCUUGGCCUGCAAGAGGGUUUGAAAUUGCUCAAGGCAUCUUUAGAGUCAAAAACAGUCCUCACUGAUGUGUUCCUUGGGAUGAAGUCGGCAGCAUGA
Messenger RNA from Prunus mume (Japanese apricot), 762 nucleotides. RefSeq lists its product as uncharacterized. NCBI's taxonomy places the organism in Eukaryota, Viridiplantae, Streptophyta, Magnoliopsida, Rosales, Rosaceae. The record is from RefSeq and is a predicted model, not a curated record.